This is a messenger RNA of Naegleria gruberi, 339 nucleotides long. Its product is annotated as 40S ribosomal protein S21. The record is from RefSeq and is a predicted model, not a curated record. Gene Ontology annotation, biological process: translation; endonucleolytic cleavage to generate mature 3'-end of SSU-rRNA from (SSU-rRNA, 5.8S rRNA, LSU-rRNA); endonucleolytic cleavage in ITS1 to separate SSU-rRNA from 5.8S rRNA and LSU-rRNA from tricistronic rRNA transcript (SSU-rRNA, 5.8S rRNA, LSU-rRNA). Gene Ontology annotation, cellular component: ribosome; cytosolic small ribosomal subunit. The transcript has a single exon. Bases 61 to 309 code for a protein of 82 amino acids. NCBI's taxonomy places the organism in Eukaryota, Heterolobosea, Eutetramitea, Acrasida, Naegleriidae. Gene Ontology annotation, molecular function: structural constituent of ribosome.
CCCAAACGUAAGUAGACCUUUUAUUUCGCCCAUCUCGUUACACAGACAUUUUAAUAGAAAAUGCAAAACGACGCCGGUGUCCAAGUUGAUUACUAUCACCCAAGAAAGUGUACUGCCACUAAGAAUUUGAUCACUGCUAAGGAUCACGCUUCCGUUCAAAUCACUGUUGGUUUGGUUGAUGAAAACGGUGUUUACACUGGUGAAAAUGCCACUGUUGCUUUGUGCGGUGAUUUGAGAAUGAAGGCUAAGUCUGAUGGUGCUGUCAACAGACUCAUGCUCGAACAAAAGAUUAUGAAGGAUAUCCAAUAAAUUCUCAACUAAAAAACUAUUUAAAAUAUU